AUGAAGCUAUGGAGCAACAGAGUAUCAGUAUAUCAAAAGCAGGAAUUGUCACGUCUCUUCAAGGUUCAAGCUAGAUGCAGUGUAAUUGCUGCAGCAAACCCAAUAGGGGGAAGGAUAUUAUUGAUCCAUUUACAGAUGAAAUACUUGCAAGGUUUGUUGUGGAUAGUCAUGCCAGAUCCCAACCCAAGGCGGCUGGCUAACCUUGAAGACAGGGUUCCAACUGAUGUGGGUGAUGAUCCACUGGCCGCUGCAAGACAAGCUGAUCCAGAUAAACUCAGUAUGCAGAAAGCACUUCAAAAGAAUUUCCAGAAAUACAUGACAUUUAAGAAGGAUUACAAUGAGCUGCUUCUGCUCCUUCUGCGCGCACUGGUUAAGGAUGCACUGCACUUUGAAGAAAUCAUCUCAGGAUCAACCUCGCGCCUUACUCGCGUCGAGGCCCAAGAGUAUGAGAUCUACGAUAUGAAGCCUUUCUUCUCCAGUGCACACUUCAGGGAUAACAGCUUCAUUCUGGAUGAAGGGCGUGGGAUCAUCAGGCAUCCACUGGCGGAAUAA
Miscanthus lutarioriparius is the source of this 552-nucleotide messenger RNA. NCBI's taxonomy places the organism in Eukaryota, Viridiplantae, Streptophyta, Magnoliopsida, Poales, Poaceae. The record is from the annotation of a GenBank genome assembly.